UGAUAACCCUGAUGUAUCAUUCGCAGUUUGCUAGUGAAACAUAACUAACUAACAAUGGCAUCAAAGUUCGUGAUCGUAGCUCUUCUGGUGGCGGCUGCUCAGGGCAGCGCGAUCCACGGCGGCGACUACACCAGCUUCUCGUACGGCGUGUCCGACCCGCACACCGGCGACGUGAAGAGCCAGCACGAGACCCGCGUCGGAGACAGCGUGGUCGGCCAGUACUCGCUGCUCGACUCCGACGGCACAAAGCGCACCGUCGACUACGCCGCUGACGCGCACUCCGGCUUCAACGCCGUCGUCCGCAAAGACCCCGCUCUGCUCGCUCACGCCGCUCCCGUGCUCGCUCACGCCGCUCCCGUGGUGGCGCACGCCGCUCCCCUCGCCUACGCCGCCCCCAUCGCUCACGCCGCUCCCGUCGCUCACGGCUACUCCCACGGCGUGGCCACCUACGGCGCGGUCGCCGCCGCUCCCCUCGCGUACAGCGCCGGAGUGUACGGCGCGCACGCCGCUCCCCUCGCCUACGGCGCCGGACUGUACGGUGCUCACGCCGCUCCCCUCGCUCACGGUGCCAUCGCUUACGGCGCUCACGGUGCUCACGGCGCUCAUGGUCUCUACGGCGCCCACCUCUACUAGAUAAUGAUAAAAUAUGUUAUUUAUUAUGAAAAACCAAUGAACAAAUGCUGUGAUCAAAUAAAGUAGUUCCAAGAACGAA
Messenger RNA from Helicoverpa zea (corn earworm), 712 nucleotides. RefSeq names its product larval/pupal rigid cuticle protein 66-like. Gene Ontology annotation, cellular component: extracellular matrix. The transcript is spliced from 2 exons. Bases 55 to 633 code for a protein of 192 amino acids. The record is from RefSeq and is a predicted model, not a curated record. NCBI's taxonomy places the organism in Eukaryota, Metazoa, Arthropoda, Insecta, Lepidoptera, Noctuidae.